Humulus lupulus (European hop) is the source of this 297-nucleotide messenger RNA. RefSeq names its product 3-epi-6-deoxocathasterone 23-monooxygenase CYP90D1-like. Gene Ontology annotation, biological process: brassinosteroid biosynthetic process; sterol metabolic process; multicellular organism development. The transcript is spliced from 2 exons. Gene Ontology annotation, molecular function: heme binding; oxidoreductase activity, acting on paired donors, with incorporation or reduction of molecular oxygen, NAD(P)H as one donor, and incorporation of one atom of oxygen; iron ion binding. Bases 1 to 297 code for a protein of 98 amino acids. The record is from RefSeq and is a predicted model, not a curated record. Lineage: Eukaryota; Viridiplantae; Streptophyta; Magnoliopsida; Rosales; Cannabaceae.
AUGAAAAGUAGUAGUGGGAUGAUCACCAAAAAGGCUCCAAGAAAUGUAAUAGAUGUUCUUCUAAAUGACACAAGUGGUCAAUUAACAGAUGAUCUAAUAGCUGAUAACAUUAUAGAUAUGAUGAUCCCAGGAGAGGAUUCAGUUCCUGUUCUUUUGACUCUUGCAGUGAAAUAUCUCUCAGAUUGUCCUGCUGCCCUACAACAGUUACUGGAGGAGAACAUAAAGUUAAAAAGACUCAAAGAUCAGCUUGGGGAGCCACUGUGUUGGAGUGACUACUUAUCUUUACCAUUUACAUAA